CCAGUCUAUGGAGGAACAUAACUUGCUCGAGACAAACGUAAGCAUGGUUCCGAAGAUGGAUUUUCGGCCGCUGUUGCGGUUAAAAAUGCAAUAUAUUCACAACGCUGCCGUGAAAUCAUUGUGUCCACCGGUGAGGUACAAAAGCACGACAGUAGCAAACAAAGAGAACAAAGAAAACAAUUGUCCUGAAGUCGACGCAAAGCCGUACUCAAGUAUCCCAUCUAAGGCCAAACUGCCUUACUUAGGCCAUUUUUUUCACGGACUGGCUUAUGCCAAGAAAACUUACAAAUUGACAGAGGAUUGGUAUCAGGACCUUGGUCCAAUAUUCCAAAUCAAGAUAAUGAAUUUAGACAUGGUGGUGAUUCGUGAUCCUGAUGACAUCAAGCAGCAUUUCAGAAUGGAGGCAAAAUAUCCACAGAGACUGGAGUUUAAAUCGUGGCUUCAUUAUAGGGAAGUUCACGAUGAAGAACUAGGCGUCUUGCUUGCGGAUGGUGAGAAGUGGCACGUGCAAAGGCGAGCAAUCAGUCCAUAUAUGAUGCAGCCGCGCUACGUUGCAACCUACACGCAUGACCUCAACGACACGGCUCUGGACGCUGUAGACCUGCUACGCCAUGAGAGAGACACGCGAGGUGGCGGCAAGGUGGUGCCCCUCAUGAGGGACCUCCUCUUCAGAUGGGCUCUCGAAUCAAUCGGGGUGGUACUAUUUGGCAAGCGAAUCGGUUGUUUGUCACUAGAGGGCAGUACAGACCCUGACACGGAUGCUUUCGCCCACGCUGUAAAUGAUAUGUUUACGACGAGCGAACGAGUCGGUUUUCUUCCAUUGGCGUUCGUAAAGAUUUUCUUCCGUAAGGAUUUUGCGAAGCACAUGGCAUGCUGGGAUACGAUCUACAGAGUGGCAAAGAAGUACAUUGAUGCCCAGCUGAAUGCGAUUACGGAGGAGGGUAGUAAGGAUGAGGAAGCAGGCGGGCUUGUCAGGCAGUUGGCUACGAACAAGGAGCUCACCAUUAAACAAGUGUACGCCACCGCUAUAGACGUCAUGACAGGAGCUGUCGACACGACGACGACCGCAUUGCAGUGGUGCCUGUAUGAGCUUGCUCGCAAUCCAGAUGUACAGGAGAGACUGUACGCAGAGUUGGUCAGGGUUGUCCCAGAUGGCAGGCGGGAACAGAUCACUCAGAAACACCUUAUCGACCUUCACUAUCUGAAAGCAUGUGUUAAAGAGACCCUCAGGUUGUAUCAGAUAGCUGGAGGAUACAGUCGCGUAUUGGAACAAGAUACCGUGAUUAGGGGAUACAAGCUCCCUAAAGGGACUGUAAUAGCGGGAGCAACGCCGAAUCUCUGCCGGGAUUCAAACUACUUUGAGGAUGCGGGGGAAUUCAAGCCGGAGCGUUGGCUUCGGGAUGCUUCCGGACGGAAGCAGGAGACUCAUCCCUUCGCAUACCUGCCUUUCGGAUUCGGCACGAGGUCGUGCGUCGGUCGCAGGUUCGCGGAACUGGAGAUGCAUCUUCUCCUGGGGCAG
Priapulus caudatus is the source of this 1519-nucleotide messenger RNA. RefSeq names its product cytochrome P450 27C1-like. NCBI's taxonomy places the organism in Eukaryota, Metazoa, Priapulida, Priapulimorpha, Priapulimorphida, Priapulidae. The record is from RefSeq and is a predicted model, not a curated record. Gene Ontology annotation, molecular function: oxidoreductase activity, acting on paired donors, with incorporation or reduction of molecular oxygen; iron ion binding; heme binding.